This is a messenger RNA of Acanthaster planci (crown-of-thorns starfish), 2876 nucleotides long. RefSeq lists its product as uncharacterized. Gene Ontology annotation, molecular function: cell adhesion molecule binding. Gene Ontology annotation, biological process: cell-cell adhesion. NCBI's taxonomy places the organism in Eukaryota, Metazoa, Echinodermata, Asteroidea, Valvatida, Acanthasteridae. Gene Ontology annotation, cellular component: plasma membrane; cell-cell junction. The record is from RefSeq and is a predicted model, not a curated record.
CCAUCAUACAAGGGUCAGGAGCAGACCGUCUUCUUAGAGCGAGGUUACCGGGGGAUUGUGCCUUGCAACCCCGCUGCAUCCCUUGAAUACACGUUUGAUGACCUGGAAGGCGUGUACUGGUACUUCGGUCAGUAUGACCGAGACCAUUUCAUAUUCUCCUACUUCCACGGCGCCCUCUAUCAGGGAGACGGCAUCCCUGAAAGAACCUACAACAUCAGUAGCAACUUCGGGUUGAUCAUUCAGAACGUCACCGACUCAGAUGAAGGGAGGUAUUAUUACAUGGUAGAACCGAAGUUGGGCCGAAUAUACCGAGGAUCCGAGAAGGUAGCAGUUAAAGUGACUUCUAAGCAGUUGUUUCCUACUGUUCCUGGGUGUGAUCCUCGCCCAUCGAAGCCAGUAGAUACCUGCAUUGUACGCGUACCAUACGAUGUGGUGACUAUCAGCCUGACGUGUAAAGUUGAGCAUGUCAAACCUGCGGUAGACAUCCUAUGGUUUCAUGUGCUUCCAGACGGUGGCGCUGAGCAAGUCGAAUCAUCAACUACGAUAUUGCCUGUAAGCAGACCAGGUGCAUCUUUCGACAAUACCUUUACGUCAUUAUCAACCUUCCAUCUGCCCAUGAGGAGUGAUGACAUCGUAAGGUAUAGAUGUGAGGCUCAUGGUGUAGCUGUGGGAAGCGACAAUGGAAGUCAUUUGUUGGUUAGCGUCAGGAACGUCUCACCGAUAGUUCAUACAAGUCCGACCGUAUAUUUAGAGCGGGGUCGACGUGGGAUCGUUUCUUGUCUCCCCGAUUCACCCUUCGCAUACAAGCUGAAAGAUCUAGAUUGUGUCUUCUGGUACUUCGGUUCGAGAGACAGAGAACACGCCAUUGGUUCCUAUCCACAUGACACCAUCAGUCCCCUGGACGACAUCCGUCUAGGCGUUAACAGCAGCACAUUCGAUUUGGUCAUCCAGAAUGUCUCCGACUCUGAUGAAGGGAAAUAUUUUUAUACGGUUGUACCAAAAGUGGGCAGACUCUACAAACAAGCUGUGGGGGUAGCUGUCAAAGUUUCAGCAAAAAAGCCGUUUCCUGUUGUUCCCGAAUGUCUUCCACAGCAGUCAGAGCCUGGUGAUGAAUGCGUUAUUAGCGUACCACACGAUAUGGUAAAUGUCACCCUUACAUGCAAAGUUGAACACGCCAAACCUCCGGUAGCUGUCCAAUGGUUCAUGGUAUUUCAAGACGGGCACAAAGAGGAUGCUGAAUCUACAGAAACCAUGAUUCAAACGGUACCCAGUCAGCCAGGGUCCUUUUUCGACAACACUUACACGACUGUAUCUUCUCUCUAUCUGUCAACAACGGUUAACGACAGCCUGAGAUGUAGAUGUGAAGCCUCUGGGGUAGCAGCAGGAGGCGAGAAUGGACGUCAGAUAACUGUUACCAUCAGAAGAAAUUCAGCGACGGUCCGGACAGAAACAACUGAGACGACAAGCCCUGAUCUGCAAAACAAUCCUUGCACCUUCGACGUUGACUUUCUGUGGAAACUCUUAUUUGCAAUAACAUUUGCAAUAACUUUUCUUUCGGCACUUGGAAUUUGCAUCCGGCGAAGGCCAAAAUGCAUCAAAAGAGUCAAAAGGGCGCAGAACCGUCAACGUGGGAGUACUAUUAAGGCAUGGGGAGACACGGAGAUGCAUUCAGCUAAAAAGGAAGAUACAGCCGGUAUCGAAGUGUCUGAGCUCCUGCAUCCAAACAGUAUACCCAUUGCAAGAGUCAGAGCGAACUAACUGCCACGGCAUCAUGUGGUAACGACAAAGAUCCGAAAUUCCCAUGGACUAAGUUCUGCAUCCAGCAAUUAAACGCUUGUUGCCGUCGUUUUGCAAACCUGUUUAGGACCUAAUAGUUCACUUGCUAUCUAACGUUUGCACACAAAUUGUUUUCGCGACUGCCGAUUCCUUGAACUAGUCCGUUUCUGUACCUGAGCAGCCAUCACAUCCACUUUAUUCGCAUUGAUCUGUACAUAAAGUCACAAUAUGGAGUAAAGGAGGUAAUUUGUUUAAUCAGCUUUAGAAAAUAAACAGUUUCCAGGCACGAAGUUUUACAGCGUGUAUUUAUACCCGAAACAGGUUUAUAUACAUUUUGUGAAAGGGGCAAGAAAAUCAACUGCUAAACAGUACGUUUUCUCCUGAGUAGUGCAGAAAACCAAGAAUUGAAUCUGCAGCACCAAAUUUCUGUAUCAUCUGGACACUGCAUGGACACUGAUGAAAUCUUGAAGAACAAUAUUACAGGCAACCUUAAAUUGUAGAUGAAAAAAAUGAAUGCAUUAUGUCCAGUGUAGUAUCAUUUGCUGCGGUUGUUUCAAAGCUACCUGUGUUAAAGAGUAAGGUCAUUUUUGAACCUUUUUUUCUUUGUAAAGUGCAUUUAGACCCGUCGUUGUUGGCUUGAUGAAAUAAGGCAAAUUGGGGGUAAUCAAUAACUUACAAAAUAUUCAAAUUGAGCAAAUGAAUGUUAAUUUUUUUUCGUAAUUUUUAUCUUUAACUGCAAUCCAGAUCUGCAUAAAAUUACAAUAUUUCCAACUUAUUGGUCGGAGUAUAUAAUAAUUUUUCAUCCACUCUUUGUUUAGGAAAACUUUCCCUAAUUGGUUAAACUGCGGUGUUGCAUGCGUUGCAAAUUUUUGCACCGCGGAAUAAAUAAGCAAGCCACUGGUCAACACGUUUUAAACAAUGUUGAAUCAUUUCAAUGUCUCUUUGAAAUCUCCUUUGGUGGGCGGACCUCCUCUUAUCUUCUUUUGUACCUUGAUCAAACCAUCAAUGCACCCACUGUAGCUAGUGUGUAAUUAGUGGUUGUUGGGUUUAUGAAAUCCGCCUACUGUUAUUUCAUUGUUAUAAAUAAUCUUCUGAUCUUA